Molecule: messenger RNA, 1070 nt
Organism: Pelobates cultripes (western spadefoot toad)
Lineage: Eukaryota; Metazoa; Chordata; Amphibia; Anura; Pelobatidae
Source: the annotation of a GenBank genome assembly
AUGGAUGAAAGUAAUGCCCUUUGUGACCUCGAAAGCAUUUCACAGCGACCACGUGUUGUGAGAGUGGAGUCGUCGCUCACUGGAACUCUGGGACAACCUUCUCUUACAAAGCCCUGGAACAGAACAGAAGAUUUUCUAGUUACAACCUGUCCCUGUGGAGAAUUAGAGAAACAAAGCCAUAUUGCCACCAUAUGCCCACACAGUAAAGAGCAAGGACCAUUUGUUAAAGAAGACAAAGGUGUUCAUGUCAACAGACAAACUUUGCCAGUGGUAUGUUAACAUGAGUAUGUAAUGGAGCCAAAUUAGUUUAUACAAUAUUCCAUUUGUUCCCUUUAUUUUGUUAACAUUAUACCAUUCAAAACAUGGUGCUCUCUUUCUUGUUAAUCAUGAUAUUGCACUCUUGUUUAAUGGAAAAAGCAGCUCAUAGUUUUAGAAGUUCCAAAUUACGUUUCAGGGUUCUACUGAUAAGACCAAGACCAAUCUGGGUGUUUGAGAACUGUUGUUGGAAAUGCUAAUUUCUAUUACACCAACUACACGUAGAGCUUCAAAUAUGAAACUACAUGUGAUCAAAAGCCAAUUGCUUGAAAUGGUUUAGAGGUGUUGAUCCUUCCAUUAAUAUGCUGUGACUACCAUCCCUCUAAAAUAACUUUAUUUUUUUUAUUUAAUUUUUUUUUUUUUUUUUAUAUUUUUUCUUCUAUCAGGAUAAAGUAAAAAGGCAGAUCUUUUCUAACACUGUCAUGCUGAGAAAACCUGCUGCAUCAACUUUAGAUCACUCAGGUAAAAUUGACAGAGACAGCCAAGCCGCUCCACGAGAGAAUAACACAAAUUUGUCCUGCGGAAAUCAAGGCUGCAAAUCAGACGCUUCCUUAAAUAAACCUCCUUUGAGGGAUGCAGUCACACACAAUACGCCACAUCAUGUGAAGAAGAAACAUGAGCGCUUCCCUCAGUUAUCUAGUGAACCACUAGGGAAAAUAAAGCAAAAUCACUCGAGAGCUGUUUCUGACGUGGAUACCUUUGUCCCUGUUUCAAGGUAUGUCAUGCAGAAGACUAAUAAAAACAAAUGUCUGUAA